Baudoinia panamericana UAMH 10762 is the source of this 1890-nucleotide messenger RNA. RefSeq lists its product as uncharacterized. Bases 1 to 1890 code for a protein of 629 amino acids. Gene Ontology annotation, molecular function: ATP binding; ATP-dependent protein folding chaperone. The record is from RefSeq and is a predicted model, not a curated record. The transcript is spliced from 2 exons. Lineage: Eukaryota; Fungi; Ascomycota; Dothideomycetes; Mycosphaerellales; Teratosphaeriaceae.
AUGAACGGAACAACCACUACUAAUGGCUAUACAACGAACGGGGUGCACCCUGCGCACGCGGACAUCAACGAUGCAAACGACGCAGCUCCACCGCAAGACAGAUUGAUCGUUGGCGUUGACUUCGGUACAACAUACAGUGGUGUCGCUGCUGCAUACAGUGCAACCCCAGACGAUAUCGACAUAAUCAAGACUUGGCCUGGAGGCAACGGCAUCACAUCCGACAAAGUCCCCACCGAGAUAGCGUAUUUCGAUGCUGCUCCGCCAACAGAACCGAGUCCUGUAUCGCCAUUAGAAGGACCGUCAGACGGCUCAACCGCAGCGAAGACGAUACGAUGGGGCUUCCAGUUCAAGCCCGAGGAGUCGCGACUGCGAUGCAUCAAGCUCUUCCUCGACCGCAAUCAGAAACUGCCGCACUUUGUCUCGCCCUUGGAUACGGCGGCUCAACUACGAAAAUGCGACAAGACGGUCAUGGACGCGGUGUCCGAUUACUUAACGAAGAUCUACGAGCAUACGAUGGAGACCUUGAACAGGAGGUACGGCGAGAGCUUUGUUAGCACAACCAAGAUCGAGUUUGUCCUGACAGUACCGGCCGUGUGGUCGGACGCUGCGAAGAAUGCCACGCUGCAAGCGGCAGAAAGAGCCGGUAUGGGCAGUAGGCAUGAGUUGAAGCUGAUUAGCGAGCCGGAAGCUGCGGCAGUGUACACUCUGAAGAACAUUCAGCCGAGUGGACUGAAGAUUGGCGACAACUUUGUUGUUUGUGAUGCCGGCGGUGGUACGGUCGACCUGAUAGCGUACAAGGUCACGCAGCUGAAUCCAUUGCGUGUGGAAGAGAGCGCGGUCGGUACAGGCGGUCUCUGCGGGUCUGCGUUCCUCAACUACCGCUUCGAAGACCAUGUCAGAGAGCGAAUUGGCGCAGAAAGGUACGACAACAUGCGGGAGCGCAAGCCGAAGACUUGGCAGAUGGGUCUGCGGUACUUUGAAGAGUUCGUCAAGCGCAACUUCAAUGAGGAAGAGCAUAGCGAGGUCAACGUGCCGUUUCCUGGCUUACCGGAUGACGAGGAAGCUGGUCUGGACUCUGGGUUCCUGAUCAUGAGCGCACAGCAGGUAAAGGACAUCUUCGAGCCCGUGAUUCGACAAGUGCUGGAGCUGGUCGAUGGCCAAGUGCAGGCGAUCAAGUCCAAGGAUGGCGUCGUAUCCGGCAUUGUUCUCGUCGGAGGCUUUGGCCAGUCGAACUACUUGUACACGCGGCUAAAGCAGCAUUUCAACUCCGUGCCUCCGCCGCCGUAUACCGAGCAGCCAACGCAUGCGGUUGCGGCCGCCGCCCAGCACAGUGUUGAGGUGCUGCAGCCCAUGCAUGCCUGGACUGCGGUGGUCAGAGGAGCGGUCCUACGAGGCAUAGAAGGUAGCGUAGUUGAUAAGCGGCGAAGCCGGUGGCACUACGGUACCAGCUAUGCCACAGUGUUCGAUGAAAAGAAGCAUCCGGUCGAGGACCGGUACUGGAGUCCGCUCUGGGAGAGGUGGAUGGUUAGCGAUCGGAUGCAGUGGCAUAUCGCCAAGGGCACGCCCAUCUCCGCCGACCAACCCAUCUCCUUCCACUACACUCGCAACUUCCGACCCGGUCAGUCUCUCAUCGUGGAAGACGACCUCAUCGGUUGCGAAACCGAGACCGCGCCCGACGCGUUCGGCAAGGCGUUAGUCAAGGUCUGCACGCUGACUACUGACCUUAACUCGGUGCCGCGAAGCCUGUUCACGCGCUUGACGACAACUAAAGGCAUCGAGUUCGACAACCUGGACUUCGAGCUGCACAUGAAGAUUGAAAGUGCCAACCUUGUGUUUGAGUUGCGCGUGGACGGUGUGAAGUACGGUAGCGUACAAGCCGAUUUUCACUGA